Molecule: messenger RNA, 1334 nt
Organism: Linum trigynum
Lineage: Eukaryota; Viridiplantae; Streptophyta; Magnoliopsida; Malpighiales; Linaceae
Source: the annotation of a GenBank genome assembly
UCACAAGACACAAUUCAAUUCAAUUGCAACCCUUCUUUUUCUGAGUAUGAGUGGAGGAGAGGUGAAGCUGCUGGGGGUUUUGACCAGCCCUUACAAAUUCAGAGUGGAGGUAGCCCUUAAACUGAAGGGCAUACCCUACCAAUACAUAGAAGAAGACCUCUCCAAAAAAUCCCCUCUCCUUCUUCAAUCCAACCCAAUCCACAACAAGAUCCCAGUCCUUAUACACAAUGGCAAACCCAUUUCAGAAUCCCUCGUCAUUCUCGAGUACAUUGAGGAUACAUGGAAGAACAACAACAGCAACCCACUCCUCCCCAUAGAUCCCCUCGCUCGAUCCACCGCUCGAUUCUGGAUCAAGUUCAUCGAAGAAACGAUCUUGCAGACAGCGGCGAAGAGCGUGAAAACUAAAGACAGGGGCGAUAUCGAGAGGAUAAUUGGGCAAGUGGGUGAGCAGCUGAAGAUGCUGGAGAAGGAGCUGGUGGGGAGCGGGGAGGACUACUUUGGAGGGGAGAGAAUCGGGUUGCUUGACAUUGUUGCGUUUGCUAUGGCUUACUGGUUUGAUGUGAUUCAAGAAGCAAUGGCGGUGGAGGAUUCUCUGAAACUGAUGACUGAGGACAGAGUUCCUGAGCUGCUGAAAUGGAUGAGAAAAGUUAUGGCUGUGGAUGUGGUUGUGGAUUCUCUUCCUCCCAGAGACAAGCAUAUUGCUUAUGUCCGAACUCGACGCAUGAUUUCAACUUGAAAGAUCGCUUUUUUUUUUCUUCUUCUUUUUCACGCAUGCUAGUGUUAUUUACCAAUUACCAUAUAUAUUUUUCAAGCUAAAUAAAAGAUGUGGAAACUUACGAGAAAAUUAGAAGGUUUUUUUACAUAAAUAUUGUGGUUUUUUUAUAAUUCCAUAUUUUUAAUUAUUCUUGUGUGUUGCAUUUUCAACUCAUAUGAUCAAUGUGCAUGGUCACCAGAAAUGUUUUUUUUAAUGAGGGUGGUAUAGGUUUCAUUUUGUUAUCAUUAAGGUAAUAUUUAAGAUAUUCGAACCUUGAGCCUCCAGCUUCUAGGCUUGUUGCAUUACCACUAGGCCAAACCCUUGUUAGUUGGUCACCAGAAAUGUUAGAUCGUCUCCAAUAAAUGACGAAUCAAUAUGAUAUUCAAGUUUACAUUCAUUCUCAUAUUUCAGGAAAAAAAAAUCAUUACUAAUUAUAUCACCUUCUACCACCUCUCUACUAUAGCGGUGAGAGGUGACAGACUCACGGACCUUGUUAGACCAUGUUAGAUGAUUAAUAUAUUUCUAUCACCUAUCUAAACUAUGAAUUUAUAUUCAUUCUCAAUAUAUUUCAUGAAAAAAA